Manis javanica (Malayan pangolin) is the source of this 606-nucleotide messenger RNA. Lineage: Eukaryota; Metazoa; Chordata; Mammalia; Pholidota; Manidae. The record is from RefSeq and is a predicted model, not a curated record.
UGGGCGCGGCGGGGGCGGAGACGCGGAAGGGUCUGCGGCGCGGCGCGAGGACCGGGCCGGCGGGACCCUGGGCGGCUGUGGCGGCGGCGGCAUCGGCAGCGAUGCUGGAGACCCUUCGCGAGCGGCUGCUGAGCGUGCAGCAGGAUUUCGCCUCCGGGCUGAAGACUUUAAGUGACAAGUCAAAAGAAGCUAAAAAUAAACCAAGGACAGUUCCACAUUUGCCAAAGUACUCUGCUGGGCUGGAAUUACUUAGCAGGUAUGAAGAUACAUGGGCUGCACUUCACAGAAGAGCCAAGGAAUGUGCAAGUGCUGGAGAGCUGGUGGACAGCGAGGUGGUUAUGCUGUCAGUGCACUGGGAGAAAAGGAAGACAAGCCUCACAGAGUUGCAGGAGCAGCUUCAGCAGCUCCCAGGUUUAGUAGCAGAUUUGGAAUCUGUGACAGCAAAUCUGACUCAGUUAAGGGCUAGCUUUGAAGAGGUCGAAAUCCACCUGCUGAAUCUGGAGGAUUUAUGUGGACAGUGUGAAUUAGAAAGGUGCAAACAUAUGCAGUCCCAACAACUGGAAAAUUACAAGAAAAACAAGAGGUGAGUUUGAAAAAUUGGCCAGC